Messenger RNA from Dinoponera quadriceps, 458 nucleotides. RefSeq lists its product as uncharacterized. Lineage: Eukaryota; Metazoa; Arthropoda; Insecta; Hymenoptera; Formicidae. The annotation marks the transcript as partial. The transcript has 2 exons. The record is from RefSeq and is a predicted model, not a curated record.
CGAGAUAUGGCUCGCCUGUCCACCCCGUAGGUGUCGGAGGCCACUUACGGGAGUGUCCAGGUGAUGCUGUUGAACACCAACUUCUUCACACAGUGUCGUCUGGCGGAGGAUAUGUUGCGCGGUUAUCAAGUGGGUUUGUGGCCGCACAUGUCGCCGUAUCUGUUCAUUCAGAUAGUCUGGGGCCUGCACUGCGAAGAGCUGCUGCCGAGAUUCGUGCUUUACGUGCCGAUGGCGCUGUCCAUCGAGAUCCUCUCCGCGAUUAUACCGUGUGUGGCGGAGCUUGGAUUCGAGCUGGCCGUGAAUCUCGUGACCCAGCUUGUUAAUUACAUGUACAAAUUCAUCUACAAACUGGCCGUUACCGGCGCGCAGGUAGAGCCGUGCGAAGAAUACAUAUACCAGUUGCAGGCGAAUUUCCAAGAGUUGUUGGACCAGCUGUCCAAUCCAAGGGUGACACGGUU